This is a messenger RNA of Annulohypoxylon maeteangense, 1203 nucleotides long. RefSeq names its product UPF0029-domain-containing protein. Gene Ontology annotation, cellular component: cytoplasm. The record is from RefSeq and is a predicted model, not a curated record. The transcript has a single exon. Bases 209 to 1057 code for a protein of 282 amino acids. Gene Ontology annotation, biological process: regulation of translational initiation. NCBI's taxonomy places the organism in Eukaryota, Fungi, Ascomycota, Sordariomycetes, Xylariales, Hypoxylaceae. Gene Ontology annotation, molecular function: protein binding.
AGUGGAGCCGGGAGUCGGGCAUCUUCAGAAUCUUAUCCAUUCAAAUGUUAAUACUACACAUACCUAUAUAUUUAGCAGUUUAUUUUACAAUUGUCAUUUUCUGAUCUUCUUUUAUUGGAUAUCCUCUUCUGAACUAGACUAUCCAAGCCUCCAAAAGCUGUUGGUCCAUCAGACACAUCGCAAGUUGUACGAACGAAAAGGUCGUGCAAUGUCUGAAGAACUUCAGGACGAAAUCGAGGCAAUCAACUCGAUUUAUGGUGACGGUUGCCUGGUACCUUCGAAUGAUCCUAAUGUGUACGUCCUAAAACCGCCCGGAGAGUCGUCGUCUCUCCGUGUCGAGUUUCCUCCUACAUACCCUGCAGUGCCUCCCGUUGUGUUAGGUACAAAUAGUACUGGCGAAUCUGGGAGGCGUGGUGAUGCUGCCCGGGAAUUAUCAUUCUUCAUCCAAGCGUUAAGCACUGUUUACCAGCCAGGGGAUGUCUGUCUAUUCGAUGCCAUAGAGGAGUUGACUCGGCUUCUGGAGUCUUCAGCUCCAGAAGAGCGCCAAGACCAAGACGAAGAUACUGCCCCUGAAGAUGCAACAAAUGCUCUGCUCACAGGUAAAGCUACAAUGCAUACGGAUGUGUCUAACAUACCGCAGCCUCCAUGGACCAUAUCAGAUCCUUUCAUUGAGUUAAAAUCGGUUUUCGUUGCCCGGUGCGCUCCCGUCUCAUCAACUGAAGAAGCAGAAGCUUUUGUUCAGCACCUUCUCGCCACUGAUAAGAAAGUCCGAAGCGCUACACAUAACAUUACAGCGUGGCGCAUAAUGGGGCCGAAUAACACCACAUUUCAAGAUUGUGACGAUGAUGGUGAAACUGCUGCCGGAAGUAGGCUGCUGCAUCUUAUGCAGCUUAUGGACCUUUGGAAUGUGAUGGUGAUCGUCACUCGGUGGUACGGCGGCCAUAAAUUAGGUCCAAGACGAUUUGCUCUCAUCAACCAAACUGCGAGAGAUGCAUUUGUCAAGGCCGGUCUGGUUUCUGAGAAUACAAGCAAGAAGAAAGGUCCAGGAAAGAGUUGAGGAUACAUGACAGUGCUAAGUAUACCCAGCCUCGCACUGUGACCCGCGAUAUGCCUCGGCUCUUCGCGUUUUUGAAUAUGAUUGGGGACUCUCAAUGUAUGGCACACGCUACCCUACCCAUCACCAUCAUGGCGUUUCGUAUACCG